Molecule: messenger RNA, 1170 nt
Organism: Miscanthus lutarioriparius
Lineage: Eukaryota; Viridiplantae; Streptophyta; Magnoliopsida; Poales; Poaceae
Source: the annotation of a GenBank genome assembly
AUGGCUACCGGCGAGGAGGCGGCGGCGGCAGCGGCGGUCGAGGAGACGCCGGAGAAGAAGGAGCCCAGCACAACCGAGCUCCCCGCACCCUCAGGCUGGACGAAGAAGCUUGCCCCAACUCGAGGUGGACGAUUUGAGGUUAUUUUUGUUUCCCCAACUGGUGAGGAAAUUAAGAGCAAGAGACAGCUGACCCAGUACCUGAAAGCUCAUCCUGGAGGCCCUGCAUCUUCAGAGUUUGAUUGGGGAACCAGUGAUACUCCCAGACGCUCAGCACGCUUAAGCGAGAAGGUCAAGGCAACUGAGAGCCCAGAGGGUGAGAAGACCCCUAAACGGGGAAGAUCAAGCUCUAAGAAGGGCAAAAAGGAGGAAAAAGAAGAUGCAAAUGAGGUUGGAGAAGAUGGUGCUUCGGAGGAAGGUAAAGGUACCGAUGUGGAGAUGAAAGAUGCUGAAAAUGCUGAAGACGAGAAGAAACAGGCCCCAGGUGCAGAUGCUGCAGAGAAGACCGAGGAAGGUGAAGAUAAGAAAGAGGAGGCCCCUGCUGUAGAUGCAGCAGAGAAGACCGAGGAAGGUGAAGAUAAGAAAGAGGAGGCCCCUGCUGUAGAUGCAGCAGAGAAGACCGAGGAAGGUGAAGAUAAGAAAGAGGAGGCCCCUGCUGUAGAUGCAGCAGAGAAGACUGAGGAAGGUGAAGAUAAGAAAGAGGAGGCCCCUGCUGUAGAUGCAGCAGAGAAGACUGAUGAGAAAGAGGUGGCCCCUGCUGUAGAUGCAGCUGAGAAGACUGAACAAAGCACCGAAGGCCAAGCACAGCCUAAUAAUGUUGCUGCCCCAGAAUCUGAGAAUAAAGGAGACAGAAAGCCAGCUGAGUCCGAAUCAGCUCCCCCUGCAAUUGUUGAUGAGGAGAAGAAAGAGGAGAAGACCGAGAAUGGUCAGGCAGCUGAAUCUGCGGUGCCUUCCGUGGCAUCUUCAGAGGGAGAGAAGAAAGAGAAUGGAGGUGCCACUGAACCAGCAGCCCCGCUUGUGUCUGAGACAAAGGCAGAUGCUCCUCCAGCUGAGGCAGAAAAGGGGGCCGAGAAUUCAGGCCAGGUGAACACUGCCCCCCAAGAACCGACGGCAGCGAACUGCGACAAGAAGGGGCAGAUCCAACCUGGUGCCUCUGCUGUGAGGUGCACAUAA